Peronospora farinosa is the source of this 204-nucleotide messenger RNA. Lineage: Eukaryota; Oomycota; Peronosporomycetes; Peronosporales; Peronosporaceae. The record is from the annotation of a GenBank genome assembly.
AUGACCGAAGCGCGGCCCAAGACCCGCGUUACAAUGGACGCCCCGACACAAUCAGGGGCUCUUGGAGCUUCCACCGGUCUGGACGCCAUCGGUCGCUCCAGUCACGAGUCAACUCAAAUUAUCCGCGAAACCCUUUGUACCUUCAUUCAAUGCACCCACUUUUGUACCAGGUUCUAUGAAGAUGCCACGAAUGGAAAACAAUAG